Sorghum bicolor (sorghum) is the source of this 1500-nucleotide messenger RNA. Its product is annotated as 1-aminocyclopropane-1-carboxylate oxidase. Lineage: Eukaryota; Viridiplantae; Streptophyta; Magnoliopsida; Poales; Poaceae. The coding region runs from base 132 to 1082 and encodes 316 amino acids. The record is from RefSeq and is a predicted model, not a curated record. Gene Ontology annotation, molecular function: dioxygenase activity. The transcript has 2 exons.
ACAUCCACACCACUUCUUCUACUUUUCUUCUUCUCCUCAUCGUCGUCUUCAGCCUUAGCGAGCUCUCGCCAUUGCCAAUUAUUCUCCAAAGGAGAGCUAGCACUUUAGUUAAGUACCGCCUGCGGCGAUAGAUGGCGAUCCCGGUGAUCGACUUCUCCAAGCUGGACGGCCCUGGGAGGGCUGAGACCAUGGCGGCCAUCGCCGCCGGGUUCGAGCACGUGGGGUUCUUCCAGCUGGUGAACACCGGCAUCCCCGACGAGCUGCUGGAGCGGGUGAAGAAGGUGUGCAGCGACUGCUACAAGCUGCGGGACGAGGCGUUCAAGGACUCCAACCCCACGGUGAAGGCGCUCGCCGAGCUCAUCGACAAGGAGAGCGAGGACGGCCUCCCCGCGAGGAAGAUCGUGGACAUGGACUGGGAGGACGUCUUCACCCUCCAUGACGACCUGCCAUGGCCUUCCAACCCUCCCGCCUUCAAGGAGACGAUGAUGGAGUACCGCAAGGAGCUGAAGAAGCUGGCCGAGAAGAUGCUGGGCGUGAUGGAGGAGCUGCUGGGGAUGGAGGAGGGCCACAUCAGGAAGGCCUUCACCAACGACGGCGAGUUCGAGCCCUUCUACGGUACCAAGGUCAGCCACUACCCGCCGUGCCCGCGGCCGGACCUCGUCGACGGCCUGCGUGCGCACACCGACGCCGGCGGCCUCAUCCUGCUGUUCCAGGACGACCGCUUCGGCGGCCUGCAGGUGCAGCUUCCCGACGGCGCCUGGGUCGACGUCCAGCCCCUCGGGAACGCCAUCGUCAUCAACACCGGCGACCAGAUCGAGGUGCUGAGCAAUGGCCGGUACAAGAGCGCGUGGCACCGCAUCCUGGCGACGCGCGACGGCAACCGCCGCUCCAUUGCCUCCUUCUACAACCCGGCGCGCCUCGCCUCCAUGGCUCCGGCGAUCCCCGCUGCGGAUGCCGGUGACGACGACUACCCGAGCUUCGUGUUCGGAGACUACAUGGAGGUGUACUUCAAGCAGAAGUUCGAGGCCAAGGCGCCCAGGUUCGCGGCCAUGGCGGCGGCGGGGGCGACGACGACCAAGUGACCCUUGCGGCACGCGCGUGCAGCCACACAUGAUCUCAGCUUGGGAGGCUAAAUAAUUAUUCAUAGUCAAGUUAAUCCUGCGAUUACGGUAGGCGCUUGUAUGUAAGUAGGAAGUCGAGGGCAGGUAUACACUCCUUCAGGAACGACGGCCUAGCAGCUGUGGCGUCUGAGGCCGAGGCCGGCAUGGCGCCGCCCACCGGCUAGACCAAGAGAUCGUUUUGUCUAGUCGUAGCUGUCGUAAACUCCACUCUACUUUUUUUUUUCUUAAACCAUGGUUUUGUACAUCUAUAGAUUCUAAAAUUGUAGUUUUCUUGAUACACAUUUUGUAAAUGCUACACCUACCAAAUAGGAUGUUUUAUUAUGUGCUGUCCAUCCUUUAUUUCCAAAAUAAUGGAAACCGUGACAUAGGAGUGGACUUU